CUAAAACCCAAAGCAUUUUAGGGGAAACCCAAAUCUAGAUCUACCACCUUCUCACCCCACCCCAAUGCCAUGCCACCAGAGCUCAUGGUGGGCGGAGCAAUAACUGCUGAUGAUGUUUAUCAUCCUGAGCAUUCUCUGGCAGGCAACCAAACCCUCUGUUUGUUCGGAAUUGUUGCUUUGGGUUUAGAGAUUAUAUAUAUAUAUAUAUAUUCUCCUGAAAGGGAAUGGCAGCAGGCAGUCAGCAAAGCUUAAGAAAAGCUUUGAAAACUGUUGGAUUGGCAAAAGCCAAUGGCGAUUUCAAGGCACUGGAUGUUGCCAUUGCCAAGGCCACAAGUCAUGAUGAAGCAUUGCCCAAGGAGAAACAUGUUUUAACUAUACUAAAUGCAGUUUCGGCAUUUAGACCUCGUGCUGAAGCUGCUUACUGCAUCCAUGGUCUUGCAAGGCGUCUUAGUAAGACUCACAAUUGGAAGGUAGCACUGAAAACCGUGAUUAUUGUACACCGUGCUUUGAGGGAAGUUGAUGACACAUUUUGUGACGCUGUAGUCAAAUAUAGCUGGAGUAGAGGUCAUAUGCUGAAUUUAUCUCAUGUUUGGGAUGGAUCAAGUUCAAGUGCAUUGGAUUUUUCUGCUUGGGUGCGGACAUAUGCAUCAUACCUUGAAGAGCGUCUGGAGUGUUUCCGCGUAUUGAAGUAUGAUGCCCAGAAAGAUCACUCGAGAACUAAGGAACUUGAUACCCCAGACUUACUAAGGCAAUUACCUGCCUUGCAACAGCUUCUAUCUCGCCUUCUUGAUUGUCAGCCAAAGGAGGGAACUGUAUGUAAUUGCUUGAUUCAGUUUGCCCUGUCAAUGGUUGCAGGUGAAAGUGCUAAGUUGUAUGCUGCAAUUACUGAUGGCAAUGUCAAUUUAUUAGACAAGUUCUUUGAGAUGCAGCACAAUGAUGCAGUCAGAGCACUCGAAAUUUAUAAGAAGUCGAGAAGCCAGGAAGAGAGGUUAUGUGAGUUCUUUGAGAUCUGCAGGAGCUUUAACUUUGGACAGGCACUGAAAUUCAUCAAAAUUCAACAGCCCCCUGCAUCAUUCUUGACUACCAUGGAAGAUUAUGUGAACGACGCUCCCAGCAGUUCAACGCUUCAACAUACGCAAAUCAAUGAGAAGGAAGAUGCUGCUCCCCAGGUAAUUCAUCUGGUAGAAGGUGAUUUGUUAAUUGACCAUAAACAAGAUGAUAACGUAGAAGAAAAAUCAAAUGCCAACGGGACAGCCCCUGAUCAGAGUGAGGCUGCUGGCACAUCACAAGUGAUUGAUCUUCUGAGCUUCGAUGAAUUACCCCCAGUAACAUCAGAGUCAGAUGAGCAAAAUUCUCUCGCACUUGCAAUUGUUCAAUCUGAUUCCAAACCAGAUGGUCUCAAUUCAACAAGCUCGGAGUCUAGUUGGGAGCUUGCACUUUUUACAGCUCCAAGUUCUAAUGCAGAUGCAGUUUCAGCACCAAGUUCUAAUGUAGCUUCAGCUGAAGAGACUAAGGUGGCUGUUGGACUGGACAGAUUGACACUGGAUAGUCUAUAUGAUGGUGCAAUGGCAAGUACACCAAAUCAGAAUGGCUUCUACCACAGACAGGCACCCUCUAAUCCUUUUGAUGAUGCCCCAAUUAGUCCUUACCAAUUAGUCCCACUUCCCCAAAACAACAUGCAAAUGGCUAUCAUGCCCCAACAACAUGUACAAGACCAAGUCCCAUUUUAUGGUCUCUAUAGCAAUGCAAUUCCAACAGCCUCAACUAACUCACAAAUGCCUUUCAUGACCCAACAACAAGCUUUCAUGAUGCAGCAGCAACAGUUAGCCAACAUCAGUGAUAUUCCAUCAAAUUCUUCUGGCAAUCCCUUUGCUAUUGAGCAGAGUUAUUCUCAACCGCCGCCAAACUCUUUCAAUGGCUUCAUUUAGUGGAGGAUCACAGGAAAUUGUUGUGGUAAUUAAACAUUUCUACCCCAAAGGUUUGAGACAUUUGCAGUGGAAGAAGCAGCACUCAGUGUCAUGAACGAUUUUGAUGUUAGAAAACCAAUUCUCCAUUGAGUUUACUGGACAGUUGAUCAGUACAUAACUAUCUUCUUCUAAUGAGAAAAUGGUUUGCAUGAGUUUGUUGAAAUAUAAUUAGUUGAGACCAAAUUGGUCUCUCAUCUGAU
Messenger RNA from Prunus dulcis (almond), 2167 nucleotides. RefSeq names its product putative clathrin assembly protein At5g35200. The record is from RefSeq and is a predicted model, not a curated record. Gene Ontology annotation, biological process: clathrin-dependent endocytosis; vesicle budding from membrane; clathrin coat assembly. Bases 225 to 1928 code for a protein of 567 amino acids. The transcript has 17 exons. Gene Ontology annotation, molecular function: clathrin heavy chain binding; SNARE binding; phosphatidylinositol-4,5-bisphosphate binding. NCBI's taxonomy places the organism in Eukaryota, Viridiplantae, Streptophyta, Magnoliopsida, Rosales, Rosaceae. Gene Ontology annotation, cellular component: clathrin-coated pit; clathrin-coated vesicle.